AUGGCUAUGAUGAUGACGAUGGGUAUGAUGAGCUCAUCGUUGGAAGUCUUCAACUCGCAAAUCGAUGAGUGGUCGGAUCCGGAUGGUCUUCCCCACCGCACGGCAGGCGCCAAGGAAGCGCCCACAGAGGUGGUCGAGUCGGUUGUCACCUCGCGUCCGUACCUUGUCCUCGCUACUGCCCUUCUCCUCCUCGCAUGUCUUGUUUUUACACUCGUUGCCCUCUUUCUCCGCGGCUGGGUCAACAUCGAUCUCCGCCUGCUGGCAGAGGCCGGCGAUGGUGGGAGCGUGCCUCCCGGUGGUGGCAUCGCCUCGCCGCCGCCGCCGUCGCCGCCGCCGCCGUCGCUCCUCAUCUCGACGUCGACGAGUAGCAGCGCCACCGCAUCCUCUACCAGCAGCAGCAGUAGUAGUAGUGGUGGUGGUGGUGGUGGCUCAUCUGGUGGCGAGCAGCUUGUGCUUGCGUACUCUGUCAACAUCCGGUUUGGCCUCGCCCAGUACUCAAUCGACUCGACCUGGGCUAACCGCAAGGUCGUCAAGCCACUGGCAGGUGCGGGCGACUCGUUGCCGCUUGAUGAAAUGAUGCCGGAUCCAAGCAAGUCUGCCAUGUCUAUCGAUGGGCUGCGAACCGGCGGCGGCAUUGCCUUUGUGCUCGGCUGCGUGGCGGUCGUCGCCAACGUCGGCGCGCUGCUGCUGGUGUGGUACCUGGCGCGGCGAGUGACGCCGACCCGGAUGGCCAACAUGCUCACGCCGCAGCGCCCGCUCACCGCCUACGCCGCCUGCCUCUGCCUUCUGGCGGGUAUGUGCCAACUCGCGGCGCUCAUUGUGUACGUCGCGCUCGCCCGCGACGACAUCGAUCCGACGUCCGGCACCUUUGGCGCCGGCAUGGCGUGCGCAGCUGCCGCACUUGUCGGCUACUUUGGUGCAUGUAUGCUGCUCAUUCUUCUCACUCUCGUUCAGCGGAAGAAGACCGGCCGUGCGAGCGUCGAGUGGUAA
This is a messenger RNA of Thecamonas trahens ATCC 50062, 990 nucleotides long. RefSeq lists its product as uncharacterized. The record is from RefSeq and is a predicted model, not a curated record. Bases 1 to 990 code for a protein of 329 amino acids. NCBI's taxonomy places the organism in Eukaryota, Apusomonadida, Apusomonadidae. The transcript is spliced from 2 exons.